Asparagus officinalis (garden asparagus) is the source of this 1294-nucleotide messenger RNA. Its product is annotated as protein PGR-like. Gene Ontology annotation, cellular component: membrane. Lineage: Eukaryota; Viridiplantae; Streptophyta; Magnoliopsida; Asparagales; Asparagaceae. The record is from RefSeq and is a predicted model, not a curated record. The transcript is spliced from 5 exons. Bases 107 to 967 code for a protein of 286 amino acids.
UCAUCACUCUCUCUCUCUCUCAUUUCUUGAAAUCGAAAAAUAAAAAUAAAAAUAAAAAUAAAAAUAAAAAUAAAACCAUUCGAUCGGAAAACAAAAUCACAAAAGAAUGGAUCCUUUCUUGAUUCGAUUCGUCCUCGCGGUGUUUCUCUCGUCCUUGAUCGCGAUCAGAGCUUUGAAGCGCAAGUCUCUGGAUCGAUCGGGAGCUCUCGCUGGGUUCUUGGUGAUGGCGGUUCACUUCUGCGCCGGUUUCAGGUUUGGAUUUUUACUGCUGGUGUUCUUCUUCUCGUCGUCGAAGCUCACGAAGGUGGGAGAAGAGAGGAAGAGGAAAUUGGAGGAGGAUUUCAGAGAAGGAGGCCAGCGCAAUUGGGUGCAGGUUCUAUCCAACAGUGCAAUUGCGACCAUUAUGCUGCUUGUACUCGCCCUGUAUCAGGAACAGCAAUGGUGCCUAAACACAAAAGAAUCAAUUGUUAUAACUGGCCUUAUUGGUGGAAUUAUUGGACAUUACGCCUGCUGCAAUGGUGAUACUUGGUCAUCAGAAAUUGGAAUACUGAGCAGUGGAGAACCUCGUCUUAUCACAACCUUCAAGAAAGUUCGGAAAGGUACAAAUGGUGCGGUCUCCAACGAAGGUCUUCUAGCCGCCGCAGCAGCUGGCUUUGUUGUUGGGCUGGCUUAUGUUGCGGUGGGGUUGGUAUCAGCUGAAUGUGCUAGUGAUGCAUCUUGGAGGCAACUCCUAGUUAUACCUCUUGCCACAGCAUCUGGCUUGUUGGGAAGUCUUAUCGAUUCAUUGUUGGGUGCAACAGUUCAGUACAGUGGAUACUGCAAUGUCCGCCGUAAGGUGGUCAGCAAAAAAUCACCAACCGUGAAGAGAAUCUCUGGAGUGGACAUCCUCGACAAUAAUGCUGUGAAUGCAGUAUCAAUACUGCUCACCUCACUGCUUACAGGGCUAGCAUGCCUGUACAUCUUCUAAAGGCUUCAAUAGUUGAGCAGGCGAUUCUUUUCUUCGGCAAUAUUCUCAUUCCCUUUGGUCGGUAAUACUGUCCCUGAUACGGGAAAAACCUCAGAAAUGGUUGUAAAAUGCUUGUUGUUGUACCAUAAAUGUAACGCGCAACACAAAUUGUAGAAGAGUUUUGAAGGGUUCUUGGAUCAAGUGGAUGGUGGGCUAAUCAUCAAACUAGGAUCCGCGUGCCACAUCCAAAGGUAUCGGGGACCAUUGCCUGAAGCAACAGAAAGUUGCAUGUGCUGCUAUGUACAACUAUUUUUUCGAUGCUGAAGACUCUGCAUGUUACCCUGUGAA